Messenger RNA from Perognathus longimembris pacificus (Pacific pocket mouse), 3481 nucleotides. RefSeq names its product BAF chromatin remodeling complex subunit BCL7A (gene Bcl7a). The transcript has 6 exons. The record is from RefSeq and is a predicted model, not a curated record. Bases 143 to 772 code for a protein of 209 amino acids. NCBI's taxonomy places the organism in Eukaryota, Metazoa, Chordata, Mammalia, Rodentia, Heteromyidae.
UGUGCCCGUGUCUGUGCCUGUGUGUGUCUGUGUCUGUGUCUGUGUGUGAGAGCGGGCGGCGGGCGGGCGCGAGCGAGCGUGGCCGCCGCGGAGCCGAGCAGGACCGGCGGGCGCGCUCCCCAGCUCUCUCCCCGCCAGAACCAUGUCGGGCAGGUCGGUUCGAGCCGAGACCAGGAGCCGGGCCAAAGAUGAUAUCAAGAGGGUCAUGGCGGCUAUCGAGAAAGUGCGCAAAUGGGAGAAGAAGUGGGUGACUGUUGGUGACACAUCCCUGAGGAUCUACAAGUGGGUCCCUGUGACGGAGCCGAAGGUUGAUGAUAAAAACAAGAAUAAGAAGAAAGGCAAAGACGAGAAAUGUGGCUCGGAAGUGACCACUCCGGAGGACAGCUCGUCUCCAGGGAUGAUGGACAUGCACGACGAUAACAGCAACCAGAGCUCCAUAGCGGACGCCUCCCCCAUCAAACAGGAAAACAGCAGCCACUCCAGUCCUGCUCCAGAGCCCAACCCAGCGGUGCCCAGCGAUGGCACCGAAGCCAAGGCAGACGAGGUGCAGGCCGAUGGGAAGGAGCACCCCGGGACUGAAGAUGCUUCUGAGGAGCAGAAUUCACAGCCUUCGAUGGAAAAUUCAAGCAGCUCUGAGAAAGCAGAACGGCAGCCAUCCACAGAGUCGGGGCUGGCAGCAGACACAUCCGCAGUCUCUCAGGAUUUGGAAGGAGUGCCACCCUCUAAAAAGAUGAAGCUGGAAGCUUGUCAACAGAACUCGGAGGAGAUGUAGGCCCUGGGUUGAACCCUCUGGUCCGUGUUCAUCGGCAGGUUUUAUUCUAGAACAACGGUGCCCGAGUGAGUCCUCUUGGGUGCAGACAGAACUACUAACAUUUCAAGUUUACCAAGUGCAAAUCCAAGAAAACCUAGAACGGCGUAACUUCUCAAGACACUGAAGAACUGCUAUGAAGCAGAACACUUGAGCCUCCCGGUGGAGGCAGGUCCACGGCUCAGGAGCGUCCGCACACUGUCUCGGAAGCCAAGAUUCCAUUUGUGUUGCUGCUGUAUCCCCUCCCCGUCUCUAUUUAACGAUAUAAGCUAUGUGAGGGUGGUACCAAUCAGGAAUUCGCUUUUCAUCCGGGGCUUUUCACUGUUCAACCAAUUCCUUCCGCUUUCUUUUUUUGUGCCUUGUGCCCUUGAGGUGACCUCUGGCAUGUUCUCUAGGUUUUUUGCAUCUCUUUUUGCAAAGUGCCCCCUCCUCUUGGUUGAGGCGGCCACUGCCAUAUUCCUCUCCUCUCUCCCUCUCCCCUCCCCCCACUUGUGGUUAGAGCCACAGGGGAGCAGGUGCCCCUCAGCUGGCUUGAUUUCAGAGGGUGGUGCUGGGGCCCACCCUUAGCCCUGGGUGGGGUGAGGCCCAGACCCCAAGGACUGACCUCCUGGGUCCAAGCCAUGCCCUCCUCCCAAGAGGCCCGGGGUAGCCCAGAAGGACACACAAAGCCCUUAGAUUCUGUUCCUGCUUCCCCCACCAUCACCAUCACCCAGCACUGCUUUUUCCCAGGCCUCCGAAGACAAAAUGGCGUCUCUGGCUGACUGUCAGAUGCUGCAGGGCUGGGGCGGCGGAGUGGGCCACAGGGGUGGCUGGUGCUGAACUUCCUCACAGAGACAGAUGCUGGGUGGAUUUCAAAUCCACAGAGACCUGCUGCCCUCACCCCCCCCCCGCCCUCCCCCAGGCAAGAUUGCAUCCGUGCAAGCCCGCUUGCUCCUGGGUCCUGUUCUCAUGCGCUGGGAGCCUCAUUCCCAGCCUUGCCACUUUGUCUCUGUCGGGGAGUGGGCCUUGAUGAUUGGGCCUUAAAGGCCCAAAACCAGGCCCAAAGGAACUGGAAAGAUUUGCACACCCUCCAGAACAGAGCAACCAAUCUUGAUCUCUCCUUCCCCAGCCUUCCGUGGCGGGGAGUCUUGCACCUGAUGGAGACAGACGGCCCUGGACUAACCACUGACUGUUCAGUUCUGAGGCCUGGUUUGCUUUUAAUUAACAUACAGACUCCUCAGACCUUAAGCCUUUUCCUAAGCUUUCUUUACUGCACUGGAGUUCUAACUCCCUUUUGAGUUGUUGUGUUACUGGGGGAGGGGGGUGGGGGUAGAGGGCCUGUGGGUUCUGUUUUUUGUUUUUGUUUUGCUAAUUGGUGCAUAUGCAGGUACCACCUUUGGUGUGUGGCUCUUUCUCUCCCGCUGCCAGGUUCCAUUUUUCUAAGAGUUACUGAGGGUGAAGCUCCUGAUUUUCUUUUUUUUAAUUUUAAAGGGAGCUUAUCUAUUUCCUGCACUUCAAGAAGAAUCAAAAUGUUCCUGAAUUUCAAAUACCUCAUGCGAAAUGUCUCCUGAAAUAAGGGAAAAAAAAAACUUUUGAAAAUCUUAAAUGUUGAAGUUAACAAUGCCGAAAGGUUUUUGUCUUAAAGGAAAAAUACUCCUUGUACUUCUCCACUUUGCCCCUCGGGCGGUCAGUUCUGGGGGGAACUGCUGUGUAUCUUGGCAGAGGAGACACGCGACCUCUGGACAGAUCUCAAGGUCAAGGCGGUUUUACCUCCAGAUCCUAUAGAGCUAGGGCAAUGUUUUUCUUUGCAGUGAAACUCCAUUUUGAUGAAAGAUGAAAUGAGGAUAUUUAUUUCCUUUUUUUUUUUUUUGGAAAAUGAGAAGGUCACAACCCAGACGGCUGGAAGGGAAGCCGACACACCCCUGAGAGCAUGGCCAGGGCCAUCUUCUUCCUGGACUAGCAAGGGGAAGUGGCGCAGUCCAGGACGCGGGUGGUGACUUUCACCGUACCCAGGCUGUCAUUAGUUUUUCUCUGAAGUGCCUGAAGGUAGGAAUGGGCCAGCGGUGGGGACCAGGUGGCCCCAUCCACGGCCGUGCCAGGCAAAGCGCCAGCAGCUGUGCCCUCCACGCUGGCCGGGAAGGCCUUCCACGCGGAAUGGUCAGACUGCAGGAUCCUAUGUGCUUCCUUCCCUGCCGUAGCCCGCUCUCCGGAGCCGCUGCUCCCGCCCUGCCCCUUGCCCACUCCCCUACCACAGAAUCUAAGACCUUUCAGCCAGCCCAGUCAGGGGCGGGGGUCCUAAGCAAUUGCCUUUCGUGGACAGCAGGCCCCGUGGCCUAAAGGGCUCCCAGGGCAAACUUAACCCCCCCCCCCAAAAAAAAAACACACUUGAAAGUGGGGGAGCUGUGGCUACACAUUCCACGAAGUGGCACGUACACCCAUCGCCAGGAAGGCCAGCGGCCACUUCUGCAGGGUGAUGUCAUGGUUUGGAAUGUGCAUUAUCGCCAAGGACCUGGUUAGAGGUAUAGAAGACCUUACUUUCACCGUUCCUUGAUUUGGUUCUUUCCUCUUAAGAUUUUUUUUUUUUUGGCGUGUUGUACAGCAGUAUAAUUUUUCACUUAUUUAUUCCAUCCAGUAGAUAUGGUUUGUACAAUGUACAAUGGUUCCAUUUCGGAGAAUAAAAAAUAAUUCAAAUCA